AUGAAGGAACUGCAAGAAUGUCUUCAUGAUAUUGCGAAUGAUGCACUGUCGGCAAUUGAAGACAGUCUGGAUCUUCCGCACAAUUGGUUCCAACAGACGUUUCAUCACCACGAAGAUCACAGUCAAUGGCAUCUCAAACGAUAUGUCUGCGAGGACUCUACUAGUAGUAGCAACAACAACAACAACAUCAACGAUGAUGAAAAGAAACAACAAGAUGAAACAGUCAUACUGCCACAGCAUACGGAUCCAUCUCUCCUUUCCGUUGUCAUACUCGACCAGCCGGGUACAAACCCUGGUGCCAUGGGUCUGCAACACUUUCGAAAAAUCCCUGACCAAGAAAAGAGAGAAUGGACCGAGUUGCCUCUCCACGGACACGCGGUUGCCGCCAUUUUCAUUGGAUCCGUGCUCUCCUAUAUUACCGGUGGAAAAUGCCCCUCGGUAAAGCAUCGUGUCAUUCAAAAGGAACUGGUUCAGGAACGAAUGGCAGCCACUUUCUUUUUGCGGCCCAAGGGUACGGCAGUCCUUCAAGUGCCACCGGCAAGAGCCUUGGCAGGAGUGACGCUAAAAAAGCAACAAGUCACAUUUGAUGCUUGGAGCUCGAGGGUCUCCAAAAACUAUAUGAAGGGAAAAGCAACCAACAAGCAGCAGAAGAAUGGAAACAACAAGAAACAACCCGACAAUCAGCAACAACAACAGCAAACGCGUUACUAUCGAGACGAGUUCACCGAAGUAUCAUUAUUUGGGUACAAUGAUCCAGAGGAUGAUGGCAACGAUUCCAAGAAUAAGAGACUAACGGGACGUGAAAAGUAUCUAGGUGGAGAAAUAGGAUUGAACGGGAAAAUCUACUGCAUACCCGGCCAUGCUAGUCGGGUCUUGGUGAUUGAUCCUUCCACAGAUCCUCCCAUCAUCAAACAUAUUGGGCCGGAGUUCAAGGGAGAAUACAAGUGGCUGAGAGCGGUGCGGUUGCCUUCGGGUAUAAUCCUGGGUCUCCCUUGUCACGCGGAUAGCAUACUCCGCAUUGAUCCCGAAACAGACGAAAUCUCUACGAUCGAAUGGGAUGACCACCCCAUGGCACCCAAGCGUGGAUUGCCAUGGAAAUAUCAUGGUGCUGGAUUGUCACCUAUCGACGGUUGCCUAUACUUGAUUCCACAGUUUGCCGAAACAGUACUCAAGUUUGACCCAACCACAGAGGCUGUAAGCUUUUUUGGCGGUCCCUUUCCCGGUGAAGGAAAAUGGUACGGUGGCUUGGUUGGACCCAAGGAUGGAGCUAUCUAUGGCAUUUGUCAGAACGCCAGAGGCGUGCUUCGAAUUGAUCCAGCAACACAAACAGCAACAAUACAUGGUAACUUUGGGGAGGGAAAACACCUCUGGCAUGGCGGGACGCUCGGAACCGACAAUGCUAUUUACGGAAUUCCUGCAAACGCAGAUACCUGCUUGAAAAUUGAACCAGGCAACCCACCUAUAAUCAAAACCUUUGGCACGGUGAGAACCGGGCAGCACAGAUCGGAUGGAAAAUACAAGUUCUUGGGCGGGGCCAACGGAGACGAUGGAAAUGUUUAUUUCUUUCCAUCAGAUGCAGAUCAUGUUGUGCAGAUCAACACCAAAACAAACGAGGUAAAAGAAGUCGGUCCUAACUUGCGUGAUCUGGUCAAGAUACACCAGAACAAGUGGCAGAAUGGAUUCACUGCCAAGCAUGGAUUCCUUUACGGCAUCCCACUGAAAGGAGAAAAGAUUCUCCGUGUUCAAAUAAAGCCGGGGGGUGAUGUCGAAGUAUCGACGACUGCAGGACCAUUCAAAGGCCUGAAUCUUUGGGAGGGAGGGGUGCAGGACGUGGUAACAGGUGACAUGUAUUGCAUGCCCCUGAAUUGUGCCGAUGUGCUCCGCAUUAGACCACUCGACCCUAAGACUUUGUAG
Messenger RNA from Seminavis robusta, 1914 nucleotides. NCBI's taxonomy places the organism in Eukaryota, Bacillariophyta, Bacillariophyceae, Naviculales, Naviculaceae. The record is from the annotation of a GenBank genome assembly.